Brassica oleracea var. oleracea is the source of this 483-nucleotide messenger RNA. RefSeq lists its product as uncharacterized. Bases 1 to 483 code for a protein of 160 amino acids. The transcript has a single exon. Gene Ontology annotation, molecular function: nucleic acid binding; zinc ion binding. Lineage: Eukaryota; Viridiplantae; Streptophyta; Magnoliopsida; Brassicales; Brassicaceae. The record is from RefSeq and is a predicted model, not a curated record.
AUGCCACUGGAUUUCAACCACAACAGCGCAGCUAAGAUUUUGGUUGAAGUUGAGUUGAGUAAAGGUUUCCCUUCAAGAAUUGCUGCUAAUGAUGAAAAUAGAUAUAUUUAUAUGGUUGAUGUUGACUAUGCUUGGUUGCCUUCUAAAUGUGAAAGAUGUGGUCAGCUCGGACACAAGAUUAAGAACUGCUUGGAAUCUGUUACUAAGUCUCAUAUAGUUGCCACUGAUGUUUCUGAAAAUCCCUCUAAUGGUAGCACUGUGGUCGUCGAGACCAACAAACUACCAAAAUUUGCCCAACCUGACACUUCUUUAGUUCAAACUUUAGCUGUCACAGUAUCUCCUCCAAGUAAUGAAUCAAGUGUGGUCGACAUUGCUAUUCUCGAGAACCAGUUGUGUGGUACUUUAUCAGCAAUCCCAGUGUUCCUGAGUGUGACUGAGAUGAGUUUGCUUAUGACAUAUCUAGUCGAUUGCUUGUGCUUGUGA